Molecule: messenger RNA, 4470 nt
Organism: Micropterus dolomieu (smallmouth bass)
Lineage: Eukaryota; Metazoa; Chordata; Actinopteri; Centrarchiformes; Centrarchidae
Gene: dusp16
Product: dual specificity phosphatase 16
Exons: 6
Coding region: 17-1987 (656 amino acids)
Biological process (GO): protein dephosphorylation; negative regulation of MAPK cascade
Cellular component (GO): nucleus; cytoplasm
Molecular function (GO): protein tyrosine/threonine phosphatase activity; MAP kinase tyrosine/serine/threonine phosphatase activity
Source: RefSeq, a predicted model, not a curated record
GGGAAAGUAUUUUGAGAUGUCGGAGCGUCUUGUUGGACCAGAAUCAUGGUCCAAGUCUGGGAUGCUGAGGCUCGGGGCGGUGCGGCCCAUCGAGGCAGAGGCUCUGGUGGCCCUGCUGGAGGGCGGACUGGACCGGGUGGUGCUGAUUGACAGCCGGCCCUUCGUGGACUACAACGCCUCCCACAUCCUGGAGGCGGUGAACGUGAACUGCUCCAAGCUGAUGAAGAGGAGGCUGCAGCAGGACAAAGUCCAGAUCACAGAGCUGCUGCAGCACUCUGCCAAGAAGAAGUUGGAGCUGCAGGGUGAUCAGGAGGUCGUCGUAUACGAUCAGAGUUCUUCAGACCCGACUGCUCUCAGUUCCGAGUCGUUCCUCAGCGUCCUAUUGGUUAAACUCGAGAGGAGCUUCCCCUCCGUACACCUGCUCUCAGGUGGUUUCUCAGAGUUCUCCCACCUGUUUCCUGGUCUGUGCGAGGGGAAGUCCACUCUGGUUCCCUCCUGUAUCUCUCAGCCCUGCCUGCCGGUCACCAACAUCGGGCCGACCCGCAUCCUGCCUCACCUGUACCUGGGCUGCCAGAGGGACGUCCUCAACAAGGAUCUGAUGCAGCAGAACGACAUCGUCUACGUCCUGAACGCCAGUAACACCUGCCCCAAACCUGACUUCAUCCCAGAGUCUCACUUCCUGAGAGUUCCUGUUAACGACUCCUUCUGUGAGAAGAUCCUGCCCUGGUUGGACAGAUCGGUGGAGUUCAUAGAGAAGGCUAAAGCCUCCAACGCUCGGGUCCUGGUUCACUGUCUGGCUGGAAUCUCCCGCUCAGCCACCAUCGCCAUCGCCUACAUCAUGAAGAGGAUGGACAUGUCGCUGGACGAGGCGUACAGGUUUGUGAAGGAGAAGAGGCCGACCAUCUCUCCCAACUUCAACUUCCUGGGGCAGCUGCUGGACUUUGAGAAGAAGAUCAAAAGUCCUCACGGUGCUGAAACUAAACUGAAGUCCCUCCAUCAUCCGGAGUCCUGCAGUGAUUUCCCCGCUCAGCCCGAGGACCCGGAGCCCCUGGCGUGUCAGGAGGCCCCCGUGGGUCCCGGCCUGGCCCUGCUGGAGCCCCUCACCCUGCCCUGUGUUUUAGCCAACGCCCCCGAGGAGCGUCUGCUUGCUCAGGCUCUGAGCGGCCUGCAGCUCGCCGACGGGCCUGAAGACAACGCCCGGCUGAAGCGCUCCUUCUCUCUGGACAUCAAGUCGUACGGCGAGCCGGGCGGGAGCGCUUCUCACCGAGUGUUCGUCCCUCACGGCGGAUCAGGAGACGCCGCCGAGUUCUACAAACCGUCUGCCUUCAAAGAGCCGACCAGUAAACCGUGCCAGUUCUCCCCGGUGGAGGAGGUUUCAGAGCAGUCCACUCCGGAGCAGAGCCCCGACAAGGAGGAGGCCGACGGGCCGAAGCGAGUCUCGCCGCCGGCCUCCAGCGGCUUCGUCAAACCUCCGCCCGCCGCUCCGAACUGUUCGCACCAGCUGCACCGGAGCGGCAGCAUGGAGGAGAACGCCACCAGCUUCCUGUUUGGCCUCUCCCGCAGCCAGCAGCAUCUGGCCAAACCGGGAUCCGGCGGGGCCCUGAAAGGCUGGCACUCAGACAUCCUGCUGGGCCCCGUCACCGUCUCCACCUCCUCCCUGGCCGCUGGCUGGUACCUCUCCCCUGACUCCACUCGCUUCUACUCAACCUCUGCCAUCUUGAGCGGCGCCGGCGGCAGCUUCGCGGCCUACAGCUGCAGCCAAGGCCUGGAGGCGGUGCGGCGGCGCAGCCGGCAGAGGACGAGCGACCGCGGGGACUCGAGGAGGAGCUGGCACGAAGAGAGCAGCUUCGAGAAGCAGCUGAAGAGACGCAGCUGUCAGAUGGAGUUUGGAGACGGGAUGACAGACAGCAGAUCCAGAGAGGAGAUGGGGAAGGUGGGGAGUCAGUCGAGCUUCUCCGGCAGCAUGGAGAUCAUCGAGGUGUCCUGAAACUGACCCGGGGACAGUUUCACAAGUCUCACAGGAUGAGACGGACCAAAGCGGCUUCAUCUUUACUGACGCUUCAGCGUCGUGGAGAUAACGUGCAACACGCCUCAGCCGCCCCACUGAGCGUCAACAUCACACAGGAGCUGCGGUUCAGAGAUCAGCUGGAUGUUUUCUAAUCACCUCAUUCGCCCAAAUAUAAACCAGUACAUUUUACACAUACACCAGCUGUUCUUUUUGAGAGUGUUGCAUUCUGGGCUGUUUUUAGCCUUGACGUUGCUAGGCUACCAUGUUUGUUCAGCUCUGUUUUUAGCGAGGCUGUUGGAGUGAAUCAGCCCUGAAAGUGUUGAGUUAGUUCAGUUUAACCUGCAGGAGUUUCUACACGUUUGUCAACAUGAGACGAGUCUGAAAGUGUUUCCAAAUACCGAGAGGUUAUAAAGUGCAGCUCAUCACCGUCGCACACUGACAGACUAAGGGUCCGAUAAAACACCAGCAGCUGCUGAAAUCAUCUAAAUGUCCUCUGAAAGUAUUUUACUAAAGGAAAAGCCCUUAAAACAUCAAAAAAAAACAAUCUCCUUAACUUUAAAGCAAUUAAUAACAGACAGGUCCAGGUCAUCAGUUCAACACGUGGGACAAGGAGCAAUUCAUUGAGGAGAAGCUGAAGCUUUAUGGGUAGGCUACUACUGUUAGCAUGAGGGCUAAUAUGCACGAGUAUUACUAGAAGUCGCUGUAUCAUAGAGGUUCACAGGCCACACAGACACACUCGUAAAAUCUGAAUUAAUCUAGCUAUCUAAACCGAUACAGGGGUCGGAUCUUUUUUUUUAAGCCAUUACACGGCGGGCCAGAACUUAGUCAAAUGAUAAUUUAAAAGUAGUUAGUGUGUCUGGUUAGCUCAGUCAGUAGUGCCUGUUUCACAUGCUCACAAUAAAGCGUGUGCGUCCCAAAAGAUUUGUUUUAAUUUCCCCAGCCCGUCACGUUUCCUGAUGACCAUUUCAGAGGAUUGUGCCUACAAAACCUUCAUUCUGUCGGCACAGUAAAGAGGAAGCGAUUCAACUGUUGCCGUCCUGACGGAGAUCUAUUUCAGCACCAGCUGCUAUCAAAGUCUAAGUUUUGGCCCGGGGGCGGUUAGAUUCCUGCACUGGCCUCAGAUCCAGGCCGCUACCCGUGUUUUAUCCCCCUCCCCAUAACACAGCCAAUACUACUGCUGCAGCCGUUAAAACACUUUUUUGUUUUUAAAGGCAGACUGGUGAAGAUGAAGCGGCCAGCAGCCGACAGUGUCUGUUUAAACGUUUAUUAAUUAGGCAUUUUUGGCAAAGUGAGGCAGACUGCUGCCAAACGCUCGCACGGGUCCAGAUCAUCAGCAUGCAGAAACCCAAAUCUAAACACGCAGGUUGUCUUACCUAACACCAAGGCUUCACCACGGAACGAGUCCGCUCCCAAACGAAUAACAAGGCAGCCAGAAAAGGCCUCUGUGUGAGUGCCAGCAGACUGUAUUGUGUCAUCAGUGUGAUAAAACGUCUCUUAAUCUUUGUUUUGCCAUCUGUAACUUCACGGAUAUCUAAAACAGGCCCAAUGCAUUUAAGGGGGCCCCCUGUUGCCUUAAGAGUCUCGUGGCCCGUUUAAAGUUCUUCUUUCUGCAUUAAAGCCUGAAAAAGUAAAACGAGUCCAAAGACGAGUGGGUUUCAGUUCUCGCAGGUUUUUCAAUUAAUCAAAUUACUCUGAGAAGUCCCGGCGCUGUCGUUCCCACUGAACACGCUCUGAUUUCUGUCCUGGAUGUCUUGUUGUGUGACUCUUCUGUACGGAUGAUGAAGGAUACUAAGACUAAUAAGUUCACAGCAGACACACUGAAUGAUGAUGAUGAUUUCUGACGGACGCCAUCCUCGGUGAACAUAAAACAACAUUUUAAUAAUAACGAACAUAAUGAAAGCAGCAGAUCUUCACAUUAAACACUGAUGAUUUCCAAUGAGACACUUUGUGAUGGGACAGAGGAUCAGGAACUCUCCGAUGUGUGUUGCAGAAAACUCUUUUCUGAAAGUAUUUCUUUUUAUUUUAUUUUUUUUAAAGGACGACAGACAUUUUCCCUGACGGACUCUGAGCCUUUGAACGUCUCGUCUGGUUUGUGGAGGAGCUGCUCGUCGUCUGUUCGGAUCCUUCAGACGCGAUGAAACUUUGUCCUGUCGACGUUGAAUCCUCACUUUUGCUUUUUCAGAGUUUUGAAGCAGCUCGUUGACACAAACCAUCUCAGGUGUGAUUUGAGCUGAACAGAAACAGGUAAAAGACGCAGCUGUGCGGGGGAUCGUCGCCACGGAGCACAGCAUGUCGUUGUGAUGUGAAUAAAAGAGGCUGGGACUCUUGUUCAGAGCGCUCGGACGUCGGUUUGAUUGAAUCGCAGACGGAGACUCGCAGACGUGUUCACGGUUCAUGUUGCACUACUGUGGUGAUGAGAAUUGAUUUCAUUAAAAAUGUAUAAAAGCAAAGUAAAAGAACAA